AUGGGUGUCGAAAAGGGCGAUGCUAAGAAGGGUGCCAACCUCUUCAAGACCCGUUGCGCACAGUGCCACACCUUGAAGGAGGGUGAGGGUAACAAGAUCGGCCCCAUGCUCCACGGUCUCUUCGGCCGCAAGACUGGCCAGGUUGAGGGUUACUCCUACACCGACGCCAACAAGCAGAAGGGCAUUGAGUGGAACGACGAGACUCUCUUCGAGUACCUCGAGAACCCCAAGAAGUACAUCCCCGGUACCAAGAUGGCCUUCGGUGGUCUCAAGAAGCCCAAGGACCGUAACGACCUCAUCACUUUCCUCAAGGAGGAGACCUCAUAG
Molecule: messenger RNA, 327 nt
Organism: Aaosphaeria arxii CBS 175.79
Lineage: Eukaryota; Fungi; Ascomycota; Dothideomycetes; Pleosporales
Product: cytochrome c
Exons: 4
Coding region: 1-327 (108 amino acids)
Biological process (GO): mitochondrial electron transport, cytochrome c to oxygen; mitochondrial electron transport, ubiquinol to cytochrome c
Cellular component (GO): mitochondrial intermembrane space
Molecular function (GO): electron transfer activity; heme binding
Source: RefSeq, a predicted model, not a curated record